Molecule: messenger RNA, 1452 nt
Organism: Labrus mixtus (cuckoo wrasse)
Lineage: Eukaryota; Metazoa; Chordata; Actinopteri; Labriformes; Labridae
Gene: cenatac
Product: centrosomal AT-AC splicing factor
Exons: 11
Coding region: 144-1220 (358 amino acids)
Source: RefSeq, a predicted model, not a curated record
UGCGUUUUUUUUCCCUUUUCCCCCCGAAAAAGAGAAGAACAGAAUUUAAUGAAUAAACAUGUUGGGGCUUUAUCAGAGGAACUGCUUCGACUAAUCUUUAGUUUAUCGUUUCAGUCUUCACCUUCUUCUUAAAUACUGUCUAAAUGGGAGCACAUUACUGCGCCAUAUGUAGGCAAACAACAUUUAAAGGGAAGGGACACAUCUUCGGGAAACAUCACCAAAGCAGACUCAGAGUUGUUCUUCUAAAGUUCUUAGAAAAGGUGAAAGAAGCUCGCCGGACACUUAAGAAACCCCAAGUCGAGAAGUUCGACUGUACCCAACACAAGCAGAAGUUCUGGUGCUACUGCUGUGAUCUUGAAGUUGAAAGAAAUGUAACGGAUGGCAACAUGACUGUGCUGUACGGGGGCUUGUUAGAACACAUGGCCACCCAAGAACACAAGAAGAACACUCACAAGUUCUGGUGGGAAAAUAAGGCAGACCAGAAAUAUAGAGACAAGUUCAUCAUCGCAGAGGAGGAAACUGACAGGUUUAAAGCUGAGGUCGCAAACGCACUGGAGUCAUUUGUGGAAAACGAGGAUGAGUUCAUUAAACAGCAAGCUGAUCACAUCAGGACUCAGGAGAAGCAUCGUCAAGACGUCCUUCAGUCUCUUUUAGAGCGUGAUGCAGAGCCGGAGUUCUUCAAUGGAUCCAACGGUGCAGACACGUCUGCAGAGGUCGCUGUCAGCUCUCAUUCCACAUCUCAAGGAUCCAACCAGCAGGCGGGUAGCGGCUCUAUCAAGUCAAUGGUUGAAGUACGACGGGCUGCAGCAGGACUGGGUCUGACUUACAUUGGUUGUCAGGAUUCCUCAAACAUUGGAAAUGUUCAUACAGGCGCUGUCCCUCCUUGGCUCCAGGAUGAUCCUCUGGAGGGAACCUCGGGAGCUGCAGCUCAUUCAGAGAUCGGCCCAUCGCUCCAAGAGUUCCUCAAACAGAAGGAGCAAGAGAAGCUGAAGAAGCUUCCUCCAAACAGAGUGGGGGCAAACUUUGAUCACAGCUCGCAGACAGAUGCCAACUGGCUCCCCUCCUUUGGCAGAGUGUGGAACAGUGGCAGGCGCUGGCAAUCCAGGCACCAAUUCAGACAAGAGGAGGGACAGAAGAAGAGGCAGAAGAAGAAGGAGCAUAGCACAGAGGCGUCAAAAAAAGCAAAAUCUGCAGAUCCAGUGGCAAAUUUUGACACUUAACAUUCAGUAUGAUGUGUGAGAAUUCACAAGUUUGUGUAUGUAUAUAGAUUUCCAGAUGUAGACUAAUUUAAUUUUUAUACAAAGCUUCUCAAGAGCUGUCAUCGGUUAAAAGCUCAGGCUGACUAAUCAUGUUAGCAAAGCUUUUAUGUGUUUAAGUCAGCGUUUGUGUUAAGCUUCUUUUUUUUUUAAAGCAAUUUUGGAGAGUUUGCAUUAAAGGUAAGAUUUAUGACAA